Messenger RNA from Trichoplax adhaerens, 975 nucleotides. RefSeq lists its product as uncharacterized. The coding region runs from base 1 to 975 and encodes 324 amino acids. Gene Ontology annotation, molecular function: hexosyltransferase activity. The record is from RefSeq and is a predicted model, not a curated record. The transcript has a single exon. Gene Ontology annotation, cellular component: membrane. NCBI's taxonomy places the organism in Eukaryota, Metazoa, Placozoa, Uniplacotomia, Trichoplacea, Trichoplacidae.
AUGAAUAUUCGUACUUUGAUGCCAUGUGUAUAUAUAUUUUUCUUAAUUGGAGUUAUCGUCGAUUGCUAUAUUUUAAUCAAAAGUUAUACUCCGCAUCCUGGACCGGGCGGAUAUCAAAUUAUCGAUUCUUGGUCUGAUGAUAUUAGUCGUCCUAUGAGUGGUGAAAACUUCCAUCUGGCCAUCUUAGUCGAUUCUAAACCCCAGAACGUGGCAUACCGUUCAGGAAUUAGGCGUUCGUGGGGCAAUUCAAAGUCUACUUCAUCUAAAAAAGCAUGGGAUGUCUUUUUUAUUUAUGCUAAGCACAAAAAUUCGACUAUUAAUAGAAUUAUUACUGACGAAGCAGAAAAAAAGAAGGACUGCCUUAUCUUGGAUGAUGUCGAAAGUAAAUCUAUCGACGCAGCUAAAUUAGUGAGUGGGAUGAAAUGGCUAUUAGAUCAUACUACAUUCGAUUACUUGCUAGUUACUACAGAUAUAUCUUACGUUAAUGUUAACGCCGCCGUAAGAUUACUGAAACAGCUUGAACAUGAUCAUCGGACAACUGAUACCGUUACAGUAGCAAAAACCUCAAAGGUACGUAAUAUGGCAGAUAAAGGUGGUAGUGGAGGUAACAUUAUCGAUUCCGUUUAUAUUGGCAACGUUAAAGCAGGUGCUAUUGAUGUUGGAGCUCUUGUGACGUCUUAUAGUACAGUCCAGUAUUGCACCGAUUUAGGUUAUAUCCUAUCGCGCGACGUUGUUAGUGAAAUAGUUCAGUUGUUUCUAACAAUUGGGCAUACACCCAAAAAAGCAAAAAGUGAUAUAUUUAUUGGCUACAUGGCAAACAAGUUGCAACAUACCCCGGUUCAUAGCAAGUUUCUGGAAGGCGCAAGAAAGUGUAACGAGUUUAAAAAGUUAGUCAUGGAUCCAGAAUUAUCAGAUUCAGUGCGCCUAAAGAUCAAUAAAAGAAUUACCAAGCUAUCUAAUUCUGUCGUCUGUUGA